Fibroporia radiculosa is the source of this 1443-nucleotide messenger RNA. RefSeq lists its product as uncharacterized. The coding region runs from base 1 to 1443 and encodes 480 amino acids. Lineage: Eukaryota; Fungi; Basidiomycota; Agaricomycetes; Polyporales; Fibroporiaceae. The transcript has 13 exons. The record is from RefSeq and is a predicted model, not a curated record. Gene Ontology annotation, molecular function: monooxygenase activity; oxidoreductase activity, acting on paired donors, with incorporation or reduction of molecular oxygen; iron ion binding.
AUGUCGAUCACCCUCAACAGGUUCCCCGUGCUCCCGACGUCUCUGUAUUCAGAAGACUCCCUCGGGCGCCCCUCCGCCAGUGUCGCAGGUUUCAUCUCCGGCAUGCGGAGCGCGGUCCUGGAGAGCCCGACAAUAGCUGCUUGUGUCGUCGUCAACAUUGUUGUUGUCUACUACGUCGUGUCCUUCUUGACGAGCAAGAAUGCGAUACCUCCCGUUGGGUACCCCCAUUGGCUUGGCUCAUAUGUGGGAGCUAUUCGUUUCUUUGCUGAUUCCAAGCGGAUGGUCGACGAGGGCUACCAGAAAUUCAAGGGCAAAUUCUUUCGUCUGCCACUAUGGACGAACUGGAAUUACAUCGUGACGAAGGAGCAGUGCAUCGACGAGAUGUACCACCUUCCUGACGACGUUCUGUCAUUAAGAUACGCCGCACAUGAUGAACUGCAGGUGCCAUACACCAUGGGUCAGCAAAUCCAUGACAACCCAUAUCACCUUCCCAUUAUGAGAUCAAAGUUGACGCGCCACAUCGACGUCCUGGUCGCCGAGUGCUUGGACGAGCUGAUCAGGGCGAUGGACGACACGUUUGCAAAGAAGUGCGGCGAUUCGUGGAAGGAGCUCAACUCGUUUGACGCGUUCGUCGGCGUCGUCGCGCGCACGUUCAACCGCAUCCUCGUCGGCGCUCCCACCUGCCGCAGCCCGGAGUACACGGAAGUCUGCAAAUCGUUCGCAAUAGAAACUGCCGUUGUUGGGCUCAUCAUCAACCUGUUCCCCUCGAUCGUUGGUCGGCUGAUCACGCGCCUGCCGUCGCUGGUGAAGCGUGCGCUCGCGCACCUGCGCCCUGUGAUUGCAGAACGCCACUCUGCCAUGGCAGAGUACGGUGCGAACUGGGCGGACAAGCCGAACGACAUGCUGAUGUGGCUGAUGGACGCGGCAGAGGGCGAAGAGAGGGAGCCAGAGCGCCUCGCUGCGCGCAUUCUCGUGCUGAACAUUGCCACAAUCAACACGACGGCAGCGUCGUUCGUGAACGCCGUGAAUAACCUUCUAUCGCACCCGGAAUACUUCGAGCCCCUCCGGGAGGAAGCCGAGUCGGCGAUCCGGGCGCACGGCUGGACGAAACAGGCGAUGAAUCAGCUGGUGAAGACCGACAGCUUCCUGAAAGAGUCGUCGCGGAUGAAUGCGCUGGGAACGAUGAGCUUUCCGAGAAAGGCGUUGAGGGACAUUACGUUCUCGGACGGGACGCUGGUUCCAUCAGGGAACUACAUCUCCUCGGCGUACUCUGUGCACUAUGACGAGGAGUACUACCCGGAUGCGGCGACGUUUGACGGGUUCCGGCACCUGCAGGAUGGCGGUGCGGCCGGGGGGAAGGCCAACAACAGCAGCGGGCUGAUCCGCACGAACGCGCGUUAUCUCAUCUUUGGGCACGGGAAAUAUCCAUGCGUAUGUAUCUGA